This is a messenger RNA of Alternaria arbusti, 609 nucleotides long. RefSeq lists its product as uncharacterized. The transcript has 3 exons. The record is from RefSeq and is a predicted model, not a curated record. Lineage: Eukaryota; Fungi; Ascomycota; Dothideomycetes; Pleosporales; Pleosporaceae. The coding region runs from base 1 to 609 and encodes 202 amino acids.
AUGGCGUCUUCUAACAAUAACUAUCCACGAGGUCCAUACGAGGUCGGCAAACACAUUGUUCCUCCGCCACGACCGAGUUCCCCAUCAACUGUCGAGUACCGCCUCAAUCAUCUCAUGACGCGCAUCAAAGACCCAGAGAAAAGCUUGAAAUUCUACUGUGACUGUCUGGGGAUGCACGUUGUGUUCAUUUUCAAUGCUGGUCCAUUUACGAUAUAUUACCUCGGACCACGAGAUAAUGGCAUUGCCACUCUCGGUACUUCAAAAGGCUUGCUGGAAUUGUAUCACAUUCCUGCCGACGCGUCUACGCCGUAUACUUCUGGCAAUGACUACUCUAAUUCGGCGGGAAUCGGCUUCGGUCACAUUGGAUUCACAGUACCAGAUGUCGCUGAGGCACUGGAAAGGAUCAAAGGCUUUGGUUAUGAAAUCAUCAAACCACUUGAUGAGGCGAAAGAAGAACAGAUGGGAUUACCCGCGGAGGCUGUAGAAGGGAAACACGGGAAGGUACCGGAUGGCUACAAGCAUGUCUUCAAACAGCUCGCUUUCGUUAAGGACCCGGAUGGUUACUGGGUUGAGAUUGUACCUCAGGUGGUCAAGCCGCCGAGUGGUUAG